Molecule: messenger RNA, 1071 nt
Organism: Raphanus sativus (radish)
Lineage: Eukaryota; Viridiplantae; Streptophyta; Magnoliopsida; Brassicales; Brassicaceae
Exons: 7
Coding region: 84-902 (272 amino acids)
Molecular function (GO): nucleic acid binding
Source: RefSeq, a predicted model, not a curated record
UGACGGCCCGAAAUCGGAAUAAUAAUCAAAAGGAGACUCUACCUAAGACCGGAAAAAAAUUUACUGCCUCUCAAAAACCUAACAUGCAUCAAUCCGCCAUCAAAGGUCUGGAGUUGAACUGUCGUGAUGCAGAUAUUCGAAAAAGCAGCAUUAGCAGGAUUUCGGUCGAGGGAUACGACACCUCCCUUCGUAGGGCAGAUGUCGAUGGUGCUUUGAGAGAACACUUCGCUUCAUGUGGAAACAUAAUACAUGUUUAUGUUCCCGUUCCCUUAGACGUAGACGUUAACGGUGUUAUUCUCUGCAGAUAUUCCUUAAUUUAUGUUAAUGAAGAAGAUGAAGAAAAGGCACUGAAGCUUGAUGGAAGUGACAUGGGAGGACGGAUUUUACAAAUUAACCCUUACCCGUUCCACGAAAAUCACCUUGAUGAUUACUUGGCUCCUAUGCAAGAAGGCGAAUUCUUUCUGCCACAACACACGAUAAUGGUUAAGGAUUUUGAGUCUUCCCUUCCUAUCGAUGUUAUCAAGGCGCAGCUUGAGAAAUAUUUCUCUGCAAAAGGUUCUUUUGUUUACCAAGACGUAACCGCUUCUGGUGCUAUCAAAACCGUAGCCAGAUUUUAUGUCCGUGGACAAGAGGGUGUAGAAACGGCGCUUGAACGUAGUGGACGUUCUGUUGAAGGUUUGUAUUUUGUAGUUACUGAGGUUGUUCCAGUUCCAGCAAAAAUACGCCCGACUGGCUACUGUCACCCACAUAACUUUAUAGAAGAUCCAAAUAUUACGGAGAAGAGAAGUCAGAAGAAGAAGAAGAGCAAGACUACAGAGAGAAAUCAGUCGAAGAAGAAAGAGAAGAAGAGGAAGACCAGGGUGGGAUAUCAGAAGAAGAUGAAGAGUGAGAGUAGGGAGUAGAAAUCUGUUUCUUAUGAGAAGACAUGCUUUUUAUUAUAUCAACUUGUGUGUAAUGCAACCCGUUCUUUUCUUUUUCUUCUGGAUAUUGAAUGUGUUAUGUUGUUUUUGUGUGGAUGUUUAGCAACUCAAGACUUUCAAAAUCUACACUCUAGAAAUUUAUUCACAGCUA